ACUUAAUGAAGCAGGAGGAAUUAAAAUUGAAGUGAGAGAAACGGACGAUUAUUAUUAUAAGUCUAUUUUUGAAGUGAAAGAAGAAAAAGAGCAACAAAAUACAAUCGACGCGAAUGGAUACAACGUUGUUGAUUCGAAAAUCAAAGUUGAAGACAAAACAGACGGUUAUUAUUAUGGCAUAGAGAACAAAAUUGAUAAAGACGACGAAGAGAUGAAACAGGAAUUAACUGAAACCUCUAUAGAAGAAACAAAAUUAGCUAAUGCUGAAAAAUCAUAUAAUAGUUAUGUGACAGCACAGAAAGAUCUUCAAAAAACAUUUGACGGAAAUAUAUACAAUUAUAGAAAAGAGGGCAAUACAACGAUAGUUAAAUUAGAAGCCGAUAUAGUGAAUGGACAUUACUUCGAGUCCGUGAUUCAAGUGGAACAUAAUGGUCUUUUGAAUGUGCAAUCUACUAAAGACGAAUUGGAUGAAGUACAACAAUUUGCGUGUAAUUUAUGUAAGAAGUCUUUUAACACCAAAUGGAGAUUGGCUCAGCACAUAACUCGAUUACAUAAUGCACAUGCACCAACCCAGAAAAACACUAGAACACGAGUCAUCAAAAAAAGUCUCGUGUCCACUGACACGAGUUAUGAAAAGAAUAAACAAAUUGAUAGUUGUCACGUCGGGUCUUUGGUAGAAAAAGACUGCCAUAAUCAAAUAGCACCAAAGAAUGACAAUAAUGAUAUGAAAGCACGACGAAUAUUCUACUGCAAUUUUUGUCAAACGUCGUACCACACUAAAAAACAAAUAACAUUACAUUUAAUAAAAUCCCACAAAAGUUCAUUUUCUCAAAAAUCGAAUCGCAAGAAUCACGAACGCGUGCACGCUGCAGAAAAACCCUACAAAUGUUUGGUGUGUUUAAAGUCAUUCUCUGCUAAAAGCACUCUCAAAAACCACGGACGCGUGCACACUGGAGAUAAACCUUAUAAGUGUGCUAUUUGCUUAAAAUCGUUUUCACGUAAAGGCUGCCUCAAAAUACAUGAACGAGUACACACUGGUGAAAAACCCUACAGUUGUGCUGUAUGUUUAAAGUCAUUUUCACAUAAAAACUGCCUUACAAUACAUGAACGUGUACACACUGGCGAAAAACCCUAUAGUUGUACUGUAUGUUUAAAGUCAUUUGCUGCAAAACGAAAACUCACCAUACAUGAAAGCGUGCACACUGGAGAAAAGCUCAACAAAUGUUUGGUGUGUUUAAAGUCAUUUUCUGAAAAAUCCAAUCUUACGAAACACAAACGAGUGCAUACCGGAGAAAGGCCCUACAAAUGUGCGGUCUGCUUCAAAUCGUUUUCCCUAAACACAAACCUCACAAAACACAAACAUGUGCAUACUGGUGAAAAACCCUAUAAGUGUACUGUUUGCCCAAUAGCAUUUUUUCGAAAAGACCACCUCGUAAAUCACGAACGCUUACACACUGGUGAAAAUCUCUAUAAAUGUGCUGUGUGUUUUAAUUCGUUUACUACAAAAUCAAGCCUCACAAAACACAACAAACGCGUACACACUGAUUAAUUACCCCCAAAAAUAUGUAUACUUAAGUUAACUUAAAAUUAUACGGUAAUAUAUUUUGUAUUUUCUAGUACUAACUUAAAAAUAU
Adelges cooleyi (spruce gall adelgid) is the source of this 1634-nucleotide messenger RNA. RefSeq names its product zinc finger protein 813-like. Gene Ontology annotation, molecular function: RNA polymerase II cis-regulatory region sequence-specific DNA binding; DNA-binding transcription factor activity, RNA polymerase II-specific. Gene Ontology annotation, cellular component: nucleus. Gene Ontology annotation, biological process: regulation of transcription by RNA polymerase II. The annotation marks the transcript as partial. The record is from RefSeq and is a predicted model, not a curated record. Lineage: Eukaryota; Metazoa; Arthropoda; Insecta; Hemiptera; Adelgidae. The transcript is spliced from 4 exons.